Messenger RNA from Polyodon spathula (Mississippi paddlefish), 3671 nucleotides. RefSeq names its product cyclin-dependent kinase 17 (gene cdk17). The record is from RefSeq and is a predicted model, not a curated record. Bases 475 to 2055 code for a protein of 526 amino acids. Gene Ontology annotation, molecular function: protein kinase activity; ATP binding. Gene Ontology annotation, cellular component: nucleus; cytoplasm. The transcript is spliced from 18 exons. Lineage: Eukaryota; Metazoa; Chordata; Actinopteri; Acipenseriformes; Polyodontidae. Gene Ontology annotation, biological process: protein phosphorylation.
UGCCACUACGAGGCAGAGGCGUCAAUAAUAUGCAGACAGAGGAACAAUUCCCUUCCCUCCUGGAUUACUGACAAACACCAGCCUCUUUCAUAUCAUGAGAUUACUAACACACCAGCACCGGGAGUUUCACCACAUAUCAUCUUUAAGAAACGGAGAUAAAAUCAAUCUCAACGUGUAGUUUGUGUUUCGAAAGGGCAAUUCAGACCCUAUGUUAGCCGUGUUCGAUGGAGUUUUCUGCCGGAUUAAAGUGACACUGAAAUAAAACUACAACACAGAAACGACUGAAUUGCGGUGAAAGGACGGUAUCCGGCCUCCGAAGAAACAACGAGGCCAGGGGAUCUGAACAAUUAUCUACAUUCUAUUUCUGUCUAGAUGGGGAUUUUAAGGGAAUGGAAAAUACCCUGUGAAAAUGGGCUUCUUGUUGAAACACAAGAAGGUUUCGUCAUCUUAAGGCAUCUGUGAGAGGAGUGCUUAAUGGAAAAGAUGAAGAAGUUCAAAAGACGGCUUUCGCUCACCCUGCGCGGGAGCCAGACCAUCGACGAGUCACUGUCUGAGCUGGCUGAGCAAAUGACUGUGGAAGAGAACAGCAGCAAAGACAACGAGCCGAUUGUGAGGAACGGCAGGCCCCCCACAUCACAGAGCAUGCACUCCUUUCUCCACCAGUACACCAGCUCCUUCAAGAAACCCCCCCUGAGGAGGCCACACAGUGUGAUCGGUGGAAGCCUUGGCUCCUUCAUGCCCAUGACUAGGAAUGGAAGCAGACUAGACAUUGUGCAUGAGAAUCUGAAGAUCGGCUCCGAUGGAGAAAGUGACCAGGCGUCUGGAACAUCGUCGGACGAGGUCCAGUCUCCUACGGGAGUGUGUCUAAGGAAUCGAGUGCAAAGGAGGAUCUCCAUGGAGGACCUCAACAAGCGUCUGUCGCUGCCUGCAGACAUUAGGAUACCAGACGGGUAUCUGGAGAAGCUGCAGCUGAACAGCCCACAAUUCGACCAGCCAAUGAGCAGGCGGUCUCGCAGAGCAUCACUGUCUGAAAUUGGAUUUGGAAAGCUCGAGACCUACAUCAAGUUGGACAAACUGGGAGAGGGAACAUAUGCAACUGUUUUUAAGGGUAGGAGUAAACUGACAGACAACCUGGUAGCCCUUAAGGAGAUCAGACUGGAACAUGAAGAGGGAGCGCCCUGCACAGCUAUCCGAGAAGUAUCGUUGCUUAAAGAUCUGAAGCAUGCGAACAUCGUCACCUUACAUGAUAUCAUUCACACGGACAAAUCCUUGACACUAGUCUUUGAAUACUUGGACAAGGAUCUGAAGCAGUACAUGGAUGACUGUGGAAACAUUAUGAGUAUGCACAAUGUGAAGAUCUUUUUAUUUCAAAUUUUACGAGGUUUGGCCUACUGUCAUAGGCGGAAAGUUUUACAUCGAGACCUGAAGCCACAGAACUUGCUCAUUAAUGAGAGAGGGGAACUAAAAUUAGCUGAUUUCGGAUUAGCAAGAGCCAAGUCAGUCCCUACAAAGACCUACUCCAAUGAGGUUGUCACGUUAUGGUACAGACCCCCUGAUGUUCUCUUGGGAUCUUCAGAGUAUUCCACCCAGAUUGACAUGUGGGGAGUGGGCUGUAUAUUUUACGAAAUGGCUGCCGGAAGGCCUCUGUUCCCUGGUUCAACAGUAGAAGAUGAAUUGCACUUAAUUUUUAGGCUCUUGGGCACUCCAUCGGAAGACAACUGGCCAGGGAUAUCGUCCAUUGAAGAAUUUAAAUCAUACAACUUUCCCAAAUAUAAACCACAGCCUUUGAUUAACCAUGCACCCAGACUGGAUUCUGAAGGAACUGAACUGGUCUUGAUGUUUUUGAAAUAUGAAUCUAAGAAGCGAAUCUCUGCAGAUGAGUCAAUGAAACAAGCCUACUUCAAAAGCCUUGGAACACGAGUACACACUUUGCCUGAGAGUGUGUCAGUAUUUACUCUGAAGGAAAUCCAGCUACAGAAGGACCCAGGCUUUCGAAGUUCAUCGUACCCAGAAACAGGACCUGGCAAAAACAGAAGACAGAGUAUGCUCUUUUAGACUAUUUGAUAACACAGUUUAGGAUACAUGACCUUCUUCUGUUUAUCUAAACCAACCAAGCAACCGUCCAGUCAAGGACUUAUUUGAAGGCAUCUCCUUGUGAUCAGUAGAGUGGACUUCAUUGCAAGACUUCUCUGCGUCAACACUGCCCUAUUUACAAAGGCGUCUUAUUUCCUGUUAGGCAUGUGAACUGUGUUUUAUACUCACCUGUCACAGUGUGACACAUUUAUUUUGUACAGAUGGUUUUAAGGUUCUCCUCUGCUGUUGGAGCCAGUAGGUUACAGCAGCUGAUGUAACUGUAGCUGCCGCAGUUAUUGAGCAGGACUAAAACAGUGUGUUAUUUAUUGUGGAAACAUUUGCUGCUAAACCACUACUGUCUAUAUUUAACACGUUGGAAUAGCUGAAGAAGUUGCAGUGGCUUUUAUCAUGUGACUGGUUCGUCUGUUCUUUGCGAGCUGUGUUGAAUCGUUGAAAUUUUGUACUUUUUUUUUUUUUUUCUUAAAUUCUAGUGUCAGCUUUGCUUGGCUACAGAAAGUGAAUUCAUAGACUAUACCUACAAAACUUUCUUCUGUACUUGGCACAUGCAUGUGUAUGAACCCUAAUUUUUUCUUCAGUUUUCCUCAUACAUGCAGUUUUCAUUUUAAUGGAUGUAUUCUAAAUGGAAACAGUGCUCUAUAUUCAGGAAGUUUUGGUCUUCUGAUAGGAUACAUGACCUUCAAGUAUGUGUAUUUAUUUAAGUAUUUAGGGAGAUUUAGAAAAAAUAUAUUUUCACAAAAAAACUAACAUUACAGUAGGUAAUAAAUACCUAGAUUUUAUUGUAGGGAAACCCCUAUGAAACAAUUAAAUAAGUAAAACAAUAUUCCAUUAUUUUUGCGCCUUUCCUAAACUGAUGAAGCACACAGUUUAAGAAUACACUGGAGCAAGGUAUUAACAAUGGGCAUCAAGAUUAAGUAUGACAAGAUGUGAUCAGCUUAUUUAAUUAACUUCUAAAUGAGAAUAAGAUGUACCUUUCUGAACUGUUACAUGUCAUUUUUGGUUCAUUUUGUAAUAAUUUCCCUACCUUGCUAAUGCAGCUCAGUGAGUAUCUUAAGUAGGUCUUGGCAGCAGUAAUUGUAUGCAUUUGUUUGCCUUUAAGAAUUUAAUUGUUUAGUGCAUUUGAAAUGCUUGGCCACUUAUGGGGAUAAACACCCUGUUUGAGUUCAUUUCUAGCAUUCACUGUAAACAUGUUCAGGUGUCCUACCAUUUCUGCUUAUGAAUAUAAAAUCAUGUAGUUAUUUAACAGUAUUAAGAGAAUUUUUGUAUGUUACAUUUUAACUUUUUGUGAAUUGUGCUCGUGGCAUGUUGGGGUAAAUGUGUUCAAUUAGUGUCUUGUGUUUUUUUUUUGUUUUUUUUUUGUUUUUGUUUUUGCCAAAAACAAAGGUUUAAAUUGGAAUUUUGCUAAAAACUGUUUAUUGUAUAAUGAUAUCCAUUGGACCACUACUCUUUUUCAGCAUUUGUACAUAAAGAAGAAAAAAGAUUUCAAAUUGAAAUUGUAGGCCUAACAAACUGCUGUGGUGUCUUCGACAGUAAUGUAUUAAUAUUGUACUUUUUUCAAGUAUAAAAAUGACAUGAUCUUA